Molecule: messenger RNA, 2146 nt
Organism: Cuscuta europaea
Lineage: Eukaryota; Viridiplantae; Streptophyta; Magnoliopsida; Solanales; Convolvulaceae
Source: the annotation of a GenBank genome assembly
CCCACACCCAUCAAGCCUCAUCAGUCAAUCCUCGUCCACCCCGCAUACGUAAACCCAAUCCCAAAUAUGUUGGCGGACCAUUUAUCAACCACACUACCAAACAUCCCAUACCUCCUGCCCUUGAACCCACUAGUGUGAAGCAAGCUCUGAGUGACCCACGCUGGAAGGCCGCCAUGGAAGAGGAGAUGAGUGCUCUUACUCGUAACAACACAUGGCAACUUGUACCGUCGGAUGGUCACACACCUAUUACAUGCAAAUGGCUUUUCCGGAUAAAGCGUCAUGCAGAUGGUAGUAUAGCAAGAUUUAAAGCCAGACUAGUGGCUAGAGGAUUUCUUCAGCAACCGGGCCGUGAUUACUUUGAAACUUUUAGUCUGGCUUUACAUCCCUGAUUUUUUUACCAAUUAACAAUCCUAUUGUUGCUCCAGCAUUUGUUGACAAUUCUGUGAUUUCAGCCGUGGUUUGUGACCCAGUUACUCCUGUGGUUGCUCCGGCUGUUAUGGACUCUUCAAAUAAUAAUGCAGCCCUAAUUUGUGACCCAGUAACUCAUCCUCUGGUCACUCCUGCUGCUGUUGACAACUCUGAAAUUGCAGACCUGGUCGGUGACCAAGUGGUUAAUUCUGUGGUUCCUCCGGGAGCUACUAAUGACCCAAAAAGUGCCCCUGCGGUAAUAGAUUUUAGAGUAUGCGGUUUGAGCAACCAACAUCUGGUCACCAGCCAUACUUCUACUACCAUUGAUGCUGUUGAAUCUAAUAUUGAAGUUGAUACAACAAUGCCAAGAGCCGGCAACACUGCCAGCGAAGAACUUCUUGAUGCUCAUAGAAUUGCCCCUGUGAUUUCUGGGGUUCCUGUGGAUGCAAAGGUUUACACACCUUCUGAUAACCAAGUCCCUAAGUUUGCUGAUGGAAAACAUGCUGCCCUUGAAACAUCUGAUUAUGAUGAACCCCGGUGGCUACCUGUAAAAAGGCGGUAACCGCGGAAGUUCAAACUAUAAGUGUUGGUCCUCAUCUUGGAAUCCCGAAUCAUGCUAAAUUUGGAAAUGAAGAUGAUGGAGUAUAUGGGUCCAGGCCCCGGGACCCACAUACUCAGAAGAACAGAAAGUACAAGCCACUAAGUGGUGCCCUCAUCGGCCAGAGGACCCCCGUCGGCCGAAGAGGGACCAACUCAGAAUAUGAUCCCAAAGCCAGGGAACCAGGGUGUCCUCGUCGGCCGUGCCCUCAUCGGCCGUGUCCUCGUCGGCCAGACCCUCUUCGGCCACGAGAGCCUCACAGAAUCAGAUCUUACACUUAAUCAUUUCUACACACAUUGUAUUCGGCCCAAUAACGGUCCAAUUGUAAAUGGGCCUCCCAAGCCCAAGGCUUGGGAGCCCAACCCGUAUUUUUCCUAUAAAUACUUCCUCUGGAGGUAGUUGUAGGGGUGACAAAAUCAUUCUAUUGAAGCAUUUACUUGCACUUCUCUCUCUAGCUCUCACUUCUCUCUAGAUAUAUACUCUAUCAGAAGAACACAAUUCUGAUCCAUCUUUAGCAACUACUUACACUGCUGAUACUACACACCAUCCACCCAUGUCCAAUGAUGAUAAUAUAUCUGAGGACACCCCCUUAUUACAGACUUUUCUAAUGCAGGUAAUAUACAUCUACCACCACAGGUAGACCUAGACGACUUUACUCCGGUGAAGGCAAAGAAAAAUAGAGGGAAUAGUGCCAUGACCCCAACCGCAACUCCGGAAGCAAAACAACUAUUCUACGAGGUGGGAUACACAUCACACCCGAUGAUUACAAGAAGUCAAUCCAGACGCCCGCAAGAUGAAGAUGACUAUUACAUUUACCCUGUUGAUGUAAGGCUGGAAUCUCCACACAAACUGGCUAUGACACUCACGCGAUAUAGUUCUUCUAAACCGGAAGCAAAAACCUACCAACCCUAUCUCCGAAAGGCUAUUCAGUUCCAUAAUAGAUAUAACAUAUCAAUUUCGGCUACAUUCGGGAUACCUUCAAAAAACUUCAACUGUUAAACCUAUGUUUACUCUUUCAGCUUUUGAUUGUAUGCUUUUUCUUAUUAGUACCGUUUCUUAAACUCUCUUGUAAUCACCUUAUUAUUAACAAAUUAGGGUAGUGUUCCCCGGCACUCCCUCCACCACGUGUGGUUAUUUCCG